Messenger RNA from Sabethes cyaneus, 4918 nucleotides. It is a transcript of the gene Crk, whose product is annotated as adapter molecule Crk. Lineage: Eukaryota; Metazoa; Arthropoda; Insecta; Diptera; Culicidae. Gene Ontology annotation, molecular function: protein binding. The transcript is spliced from 3 exons. The record is from RefSeq and is a predicted model, not a curated record. The coding region runs from base 451 to 1296 and encodes 281 amino acids.
CGUAUCCGCUAAUUUUGAUAGGAAUUUUAGUAGCAAUCAGAAAAACGGUGUUCGCGAGUGAUUGAAAACGUGAUUCAGCCCAAGCGAGUGUCCGGGUACCAGGUGCCGCACAUUGCAUGAGGAGCACUGACCAGCAUCGAGCCUGGGAGUCGUCGCAUCAUCACCGCCGGUAGCUUUCGUAGUUACUUCCGAUGGCGUAACAUAACAGGGAGUGAUCACUGUUAAGUUUUGCCACCGACCGUCUACGUCGUCUUCGUCUGUCUUUUGCGUCCUGUGCAGUGUAAUUUCAACGGAAUCUAUUCAGGUCCGGAGUCAAUUACGGUAUCACGUGUGUAGCUUGCUGUUAGCGGAAAACAUCAGCGUCUCGAGGGUAAACCGCAGAAAAUUACUUCUAGUAGCAGCACUUCAAAACUAACGUCUACAGUUGGUGAAAAGAGAUAUUGUUAAAGGAUGUCGUCGUUCGACGUGUAUGACCGUGCCGCAUGGUACUUCGGCAAUAUGUCCCGUCAGGAUGCCACCGAUCUGUUGCUUAGCGAACGGGAAAGUGGUGUAUUUUUGGUCCGCGACAGUACUACCAUCUCCGGCGAUUUUGUGCUCUGCGUGCGGGAAGACUGCAAAGUCAGUCAUUACAUUAUUAACAAAAUUCCCGGAGCGGAUGAAUGUUGUAUGUUUCGAAUCGGUGAUCAAACGUUCGCCGAUUUACCCGAUUUGUUGACUUUUUACAAACUUCACUAUCUCGAUACGACCCCAUUGCGAAGGCCAGCCAUCCGCCGGUGUGAGAAAGUGAUAGGCAAGUUUGAUUUCGACGGCAGUGACCCGGAUGAUUUGCCGUUCAAGAAGGGGGAAAUUCUGGAGAUCAUCAGCAAGGACGAAGAGCAAUGGUGGACGGCACGAAACAGUCGCGGACAGACGGGUCAGAUUCCGGUUCCCUACGUGACUCGAUACGAGGAUAACAUUAGCGAGCGACCACUGAAUUCCGUCGGGGCCGGAUCGAACGCACACCAGCCGCAUCACGGUGCACCGCCCGGGGUUGGGAUGCACCAUUCGGAGAACUCUAACAUCUUCAAAUCGAACCUGAACCGGCAGCUACCGGCGCUGGCUCGCGUAAAGCAGGAACGGGUUCCGAACGCGUACGAUGAAACGGCACUCAAGUUGAAUAUCGGCGACGUGAUCAAGGUAAUCAAAACCAACAUCAACGGCCAGUGGGAGGGUGAGCUACGCGGCAAGGUAGGUCACUUUCCGUUUACCCAUGUGGAGUUCAUAGAUGACGAUGUUCAGCACUGGAGCGGACAGUAAAAGCGUGUCCCCUUCUCGCGGUAGAGUCGUUUUAUUCUAUGUUUAUUUUUUCCAAUCAGAGGGAUUUAUUUAAUUGUACAGAUUAGUUUAUGUUUAGGAUGUACGAAAAGAAAAACAGAUGAGUCAUUUAUGUUUUAUGUUUGUUACGAUAAUGGCAGGUGGACUAGUGGAUAGGGUAUAAGUCUAGGCCGUAGGUGUAUAGCGUGAGGAACAGAGGGGAAAUAACGAGAAACCAUUCUAAAGUGACAAGAUUGUGAAACAACCAAUUUAUAUAGAUUUAUUAUUGAUAGACUUUCGCCCCACAGGAAGGCGGGCCGGGCCCGAUGAGGUCGCCACCAUCGCCAUGCAAGCGUAAAUGUAAACCACAGUAUCCAAUAUAAGCAUAAUUACUGCGCAAGGUUAAGUCUAACUUACUUCUCUACUGUUUAAUGACAAUUGCAUUGCAAGCGGAAGGUUCAACAAAACAAAACUUCAACUCCAUCAUCCCAUCGUCUAGCGAGAAACAACGUAACAAUAAAUACGAUGAUAGCGAGCGUAAAAGCACCGUUUUAGCGUCGGAGUGUUGUAGAUAUCGAUAUUUUAUGAAACAAAAAUCUAUACAAGGUAAAUAACCGGGGGAGCUGAUCGGAACGGGAUCUCUCUGUGCUGCAGGGAUGAGCCAUUGUCCUUAGCUUUGUUAGCACUCAUGAACAUGCUAUAUUUAUUUCUAUACUUUUAUAAGAACUGGUCUAGCUACUCCAUGCUCGAAUUUUUUUUUGGGAGAAGCCCUUGAAUUAGAUCGUACUUUUUUCUUCCGUCGUUGGACAUUUCUGUUGCACAAGCGUAUCUUAGCGAUACGGUGAUAAUCGGUUGCUACGGAGACGAGCUCCCGGGACCCUUCAGCAAGCGUCAUGAACUUUGCUGCCAUGAAGUCUGCUUGCGUGAACCCCACGCAGUUGGUCCACCUCCGAACAUGACCAAGAUGCUAGAGUUCAACUUGCCGUCACGAGAAUUUCCGGUGCAAUCCGUGACCUUCUUCAAACCAUCGGUCGAUGCUCCUAGCUGUAGCUAUAGCUUGUGGUCAUUGGUGGAAUUCAGGUUAGGUACGCAUAAUUUUGGCUUCUGUCCAAUCCUGGGCAUUAGGGCAGCUAGACUUUUGUACCAAAUUCGCAAUGUCUGGUCGACGACUAAUGUCACCUUAAGUUUAAACCAAGAAACGAUCCCAAUAGGUAACAGAAAUGUCAAAAAACUUUUACAAGCUUUUACUUUUUCUGUUACCUGUUGCUAGGUAACCUGUAUUGCAUACAUAGCACAGCGAGGAAAAUUGACGCACAUCAUUUUAAGCGAAAAUGCAAAUGAGUAGCAAAUUUAAUAUGACCGUUAAGAUUAUUAAUUUUUUAAAUUUGAAUAUUAAUUUUUUCAAUUUUUAUGCUAAUACUGUAUUUUAAACUGAUUGUAAAACUGUAAAUUGCUUCAAUGACAAUACUUUUUUAUUUGAUACGCUUCAAGCAGUGCAUUGAAAACAGCAAAAACCUAGAGUUUUGGAGGUAAAUUGCCGAAUUGUGUCUCAUUUAUUAUUUUUCAUUGGGUAUCGUUAAUUGUAUAUGAAAGUUUUGAGCAACCAUAAAAUUUUCUAAGGACAUCAGCAUAAGCCCAAGCACAGACUGUGAAAUGUGGAACAUCCCGUUUAUAUACAGGGUGGAAAGAGACUAGAACGACUAAGUAAAGCGCAAAUCGAAGUAAACCAAAAAUAAUUCAAUCAAUCAGCCAACCAAUCAAGAAGUAAAAUUAACAACGAUCCCAUCAUAAUCAAUAAACGUGUUAUUUAGCAUACUAUAUUGCAGCCAAAACGGUUUGAGAGAAAAAAACAAUCGAAACACAAUGUAACCAUUAAAAAUAAUAAAACUUUUGCGGCAGAUUUCGUAUCAUCAGGUAUCAAAUGCAAUUACUUUUGCAAACAAUCCAAAUUUGGAAUGUGUAGUAGCAUGACAGAUCGACAAAAAAGAAACAAACGCUACAGCGUUGACCGGAGAAAAAAACCAACCACACUACCGACUAACUAAUGCCAAAUAGAAUGUAAACAAAAAACGGAACAAAUCAUAUUAAAAAUAAAAAACAAAACGAACCAAAAGGGGCCAUAGUGAACACAACUCCGUCUAGCUGUUUAGCCAAUUUACUCCGGACUAGUGCUGAAAAGCAGACAGGUUUGCUAGGUUUCCUCUGCGACGUCACAUAUGUCGGUGCCAGUACAGUAGCCAACACCAGAACCAGAACCAUUCACCGUGAGUAGCAUGCGCCAUAGUCUACUUCUUGGCUAUUUAGUAGAGUAUUGUUGGCAGUAUACAACAGAAAACAAGAACGGCAUCUAAUGAAGGCAGCCAUUUUUCUUCAGCGACUGUUGAGAAGCUGUGCGUAGGUAUAUUAAAUCUUCUGAACUUUCACAAUAUGUUUCUGAUGCCUACUAUUUUGUCUGUCUAGUUUGCAUACGAAAAAUAUGUGAGCGUAACAUUUUGUUGUAUAGAUAGAUAUGAAAACAUUAUAGAGAGUGUAUUUUAUCUGAAAGAGAACAAACAGACAGGUAUAUAUAUUUUUUGAACAAAAAAAAAUCGUUUAUAUAAGGUUCCCGCAGGCAAAAAUUCCUCCUACCAGCGUAGAAAGUGUUUCUUCUUUCACUCUUGGAGUGAGAAGCAUAGAAUCGAAGUGUUUGGAAAUGGGGCCAGAUUUACCCUUCGGAUAAUUCCCCUCCCACAUAUGUUUGCCAAUGCUCCCGAAGCAAUGGAUAACAUAACCGUUUUGUAAAGUCAAUAACACAAUUACGAAGCUAAUCUGAAUGUGCAAUAAAUUGUAACACACCGUAAUAUGAUACUAAACCCGCACGGCAGCGCGACGCAGGCGUGACACAGUCAUCAACAAUCUAUUAGCGUGUAAGUGUUCUGAGAAGGCUGAUUUGAUCUUUAAAUUCACUCUAAUAACUCACAUUCAGACAAAAAAAAACAAGAGAAACAACCAAAUAUAAGAAAAAAAAAAACAAUUAUCAAACAGUUAUUUCCGUAUUAUAUGAUUGUAAGGUAGAACAUUAACAGAAGAAGAUUUUCUCCAUCAAGAACUAACAGGAUACAUAUUCUAACAGUAAAACAGUAAACUAGUGGAAAGAAUGGUAAAUUUAUCAGGAAGAAAAAACAACACACACAGAAGACCGACGUAUUCGUAGCUUACAGAGUUUAGUUAUCGCUUCAUGUAUGAAAUUAUUGCACUUUACAUAUAUAUAUUUAAAUAAAGUUUAUUUAAGAGAAGGCAUGCAAAUAUAUAAAACCGGUAGGGAGUAGGUUAUCGAAACAGGAUGGUUGAAUUAAUCGAUCAAAGAAAUUUCAUGUACAUUAGAAGCAAGAAGAGAUAUAUAUGUAUAGAGGAAGAGAAGAGGGAAAAGCAAAGAAUUUGGUAAAACGACAGUUGUGAUUACAAUUUAUCUAUCCCGUGAGAAAAAAAACUGGAAAUCACUCCGUCAGAAAACUAUUCUCAAAAACGAUUGAUUAUACAUACCUAUUAUGAUAGUCCAGACAUUUGUUUCAGGCACUGUCAUUCGGUGGCCAUCUGGAAGGUACUAGUGAAAAAUAAAAUCUUCAGUCAAAUUGCUUGAAAGUAC